AUGCAGUUCUCUACUCUCGCUCUGACCGCCCUUCUGGGUCUCGUCUCCGCUCAAGGACAAGGCACCAAGGUCACCGUUGUCCAGGUCGGCCGCAACGGCUCUCUCACUUUCUCCCCCAACAACAUCAAGGUCAACGCCGGCGAGAUGGUCCAGUUCCAGUUCAUGGGCGGCAACCACACUGUCACACAGUCCACCUUUGACCAGCCCUGCAUGCCCAUCGGCAUGAACGCCAACGCCACCGGCUUCCACUCGGGCUACAUCCCCGCCGCUGCCAGCCAGUCGAUGGGCAUGAUCCCGACCUACACGAUCAUGAUCAACGACACCAAGCCCGUCUGGGCGUACUGCGCACAGGCCAAGCACUGCCAGAACGGUAUGGUCAUGGUCAUCAACGAGAACACCUCCGCCAACGCCACGAGGAGCCUCGACGAGUUCAAGAAGCUCGCCCAGGGCGCCCAGGCCAACAUCGCUCCCAGCGGCAACGGUGGCAGCGGUACCACCGGCGGCACCACGGGCACCACCAACGGCAACGGCGGCAAUGGCGCCAACGGCGGUGCCCAGACUGGCACCAGUGCUGGCUCGAUGCUCACUGUGCCCGGUGCACUUUCCCUCCUCGGUUUCGCCGCCUCUGCUCUCCUGUUGUAA
Molecule: messenger RNA, 642 nt
Organism: Thyridium curvatum
Lineage: Eukaryota; Fungi; Ascomycota; Sordariomycetes; Thyridiales; Thyridiaceae
Exons: 3
Coding region: 1-642 (213 amino acids)
Source: RefSeq, a predicted model, not a curated record